Molecule: messenger RNA, 7524 nt
Organism: Symbiodinium sp. CCMP2592
Lineage: Eukaryota; Dinophyceae; Suessiales; Symbiodiniaceae
Source: the annotation of a GenBank genome assembly
AUGUCGGGGCGAUGGUCUUGGUGGGAUACUUGGAGACAAGACCUCGACAACUGCAGGGUCUCUGUGGAAGAUGCGUUUGGCUGCAUCGGGGCUCACCGAAACGAUAUACGGUCGAUCAACGGUCGCCUGGAUGCCUUGCAGACGCAGCUCUCUGGCUUGGAAACCGCUUUUUCUGAAAUUCGAAACAAUCAAGAAGUUUUAAAGCUGCACUUGGAACGACUGGUGGUUCUGAGCACUAUGUGGUGUGAUGAGCAGAUAGAAUCGCUUCAAUCAGAUGCGUACAUUCGCGACGUGCAGUUGAAUCGCCUUCAGUGCUCGUGCGUGCACUUGGGAACGGUGCAGCAGGAGCUCGGGGAUGACCGUGCUGAGUCGGUGGAGAAAGGCACGCUGCUCGUGCAGAAGGUGCUCAUGCACCAAAUGAGCAUUCCAGCACUGAACAAAUGGACGACUGUGGCACCGUGCGCCUCACUUGUCGCUGCCCAACAGCAUUUUUGCGAAGUGCUGCCUGAUGCCUUGCAGGCGUGUUUCGGCAACCGACAAGAAGUUUCAGAAGAAUCGGAAGUGGACGAAGGGGUAGCAUUGGGGCAGCCUGUAGAUCAAACAGCAAGGUGGCGAAAGCUCGCGCGUAAGCGUCAGCAGAAAGCAAGCAUUUUCAUGAAGGAGCCCGAAUCUCGUUUUCGCACGCUGGCGUGGACAGUGCUGACCGCGCCCAUUAUGCGCAUACACUUCUCAUUAUUCAAGCAUGCUACAUGGUUCACAGAACGGCCAAAGGAUGAUGAGAGAAAUGGAGGUCAGGGGGAAGACACAUCCUCUGCAUUUGGCAUGGUGGCAGCCCGACCCACCCAGAGAGCAUUGUCUCAGUUAGCCCAGAUGGUGCGGUGCCCUGACAAUGAUGCAUGGAUGCCCCUAGUUACCUUCUAUGGCCCCGUGCUGCAGUGGCCUCAGGCCAGGUUGCGGACCACCAGGCGGGCUGUAUGCACCAUUGUUGGGCAGCUAUGGAGAAAGCUUGCUGAGCCAUGGCAACGACAUCCCUGGAAGUUGCUUGGCCUGCUGUCCGACGAUGAUGACGCAAGGAGAGCAUGUGCCCAAGAACUGCUUGACUGCAAAUGCUGCUGUUUGGAUAACUUCUCAGAAAAGUUGCGUGGCAUCUGUCCGUCGCUUGAGGAGUUGUUGUCGGAAGACACGCGUUCCUUUGUCGAAGCGGUUUUCAAUCGGGUUGUGCCCACUUCGACAUAUGUGGAGCGUCUUUUCGCACGUUAUCAGAAGUGGACUUCAACGCGUGGCCACAAGCUCACCUGCAGCCAGCUUGCUGCCAAGCACUACACAUACGCCAUGACCCACUUAGUGGGUUUGUGGCGCAAGAAUCGUGUGCGUGAAGGUGCUUGGUCAGUUCUCCCAGCGCAGGAGCAGGCCAGGUGGAAACAAAAGGCCAGGGUGCAGAACGCUGCUGCCAGAGCCAGACAACAAGAGGAGCGGUUGCAAGAAGCGGCCGGGGACGAAAACAACUUCUCGGGAGGUCCUUGGGGCAUAGGUUCGGAAGAAGGCUUCCCGCUGGCCCGCCACGUUGUGGUAGACAGCAUGGAUCGCAAGCGAACCAUGGAGCAAGCGUUUGCAGGUCGCACCCAGCAGCUGCAGCCCGAAAACUUGGAUAGCUUCUUGGGUGCGGUAGAUUCAGAUGAUCAAAACCUCUUUGCCACUUGUGGGAGCCAGGUUUGCUUCAACAGUUUGCCGGCAGGGCUUCAAGCCGGGUUGAGAGGAUUUCAUGGUCUGUUGCUUCAUACAAUCAUGAAGCAAGCUCCGCUGCCACUAGCCAUGGCAGAAGAACCGCUUGUGAUGGCAUUCGCCUCAAAUGCCGCCGACUGCACGGAGUAUGCUGUUGUGGCAUACCACACGCGCAAGUCCCCAAUAGAAGCUGCCUUGCUUCGGCUUGAAGUUGCUACUGAAGAGGGACUGCCGGAGGAUGUCUCCUUGAUUUUAAAGAUGACGAGCUCCCAGGACGGGCAGCUGCAUUUCAGCAGCAACCAGUCGUGGUGCUUCAAGCUUUUUCAGCGAGCGACGGAUUGGGUCCUAUAUGUUUUGUCAGUCGGCCAGGUGCGAAAGUUGUGGCAAUUCGACAUUACAGGAAGUGAACGCGUCGAUGAAGAUAAAACCAGAAGGGACAUGGCUGCUGCCAGUGAGGCGUCACGAGUCAUGCAAGCCAUGCGUGUUCUGCAGAAGAGGCCCCAGCCCAGAAAAAGAGCCGCUCCAGAUUUGGUCCCGCGACCGGGUAAGAAACAAAGACCAAAGGCACAGCAGGAGAAGGUGGCGGAGGCCGCAGCAGCUGCUCCCGGGAAGCAUCAGGAUCAUCAGAUGGCAGAAGUGGAAGAGGAGGUGGAUGAUGAGAGCAACGAUGCUAGUUCCCAGAGUGACGCAGAACAGGUUUUCUCAGCUUUCGCCAUGGGCGAGGCACUGGAAGCACCGCCAGUUGUUUCUACCGAGGCUCCUGCAGUCCGUCAAGACUCUGUGACGACAGGGCGGCACAAUGUGAAGCGCGCCACGAUUUGGGGACGGAAGCCAGCCUUUCAGAUCGCACCGAUCUAUUCAGAAGGAGUGCACACCGGGUGGCGUGCAUUUUGCGGUCGACACACGGACGCCACUGGCAGAGCGCUGCCUUGCCAGAAGACCGUGAACAAUGGUUCGGGUCUUUCGGACGGCGAGUGCGUUUUGCGACUGAAGCGAUGGCUUGUAGCCGGGUUCCAAGAUCAGGACUGGGGGGGCAACAAGAGGUCGUUCCACCUGUCGCAGGGUGGCUGGCAGCUGGGAGCGUACAGCGCAGGGUUGUCGGAGCAGGAGUUGGACGCCCUGGUGCUUGGGCCUUGGGCCAUGGUCCCGGCCAGCUUCGAAUACCGGGCCUUGGGACGGAGCUGGACGGAAGCUUCUCACCUGGCAAAAGCGCGUGAUGACUGCUCCUCGUUAGUGCUGGACCGUGUGCCCAAGCUUCUGUCGGCCUGCUGGGUGGUGGUGCAGAGCGUCAGUCGCCUUGCGCAUCAUCCGGCCCGGCGCUUCCCCGCAGCUUUGAGCUUCAAUCUCGGUGGCAUCUUUAGCCUGACUACUUUGCCGCCUCUCAUGACCUGUAUGAACAGCAAGGACCUUGACGAGUUCUUGGACGCGCGGGAGGCCACGGACGUGCAGGAGGAGGAGGGGGCGUCCGAAGCUCUACCUGAGCGGGUUGCGGCCACUGAUUCUGAGCUGGGUGGAAGGCCUAGUUCCUCGACAGGCUCUGUGACGAAGCUCCGCGUAGAGUACAACCUGGCUAAGUCUUGUACGUGUUGCCUUUGCAACGCAAAGAGUACAGACACAAGUCCUCUGGACGGGUGGGAAGGAGAUGAGGACCGCCUCCUUGACGGCCGCCUCCCGUGGUCCAAGUACGGCAAGAGAGCAAUGCCGGACGGGGAGGUGGUCCGGGUGCCGGAGGGGCGGCUCGACCUGAUCUGCCUGAACGUCUUCCGAGCCCUAGGCGCGGCCUGGCCGAGUGCUUUGAGGCUGCGGUCAACAAUCGUGGAUUUCUUGAAAUCCCAAGCAGAUCUAGGGAUCCAGGACUGCCAACGGGCAGUGAGGUUCCUCGAAGAGCGCGAAAUGCGCGAAGCAGAGCGGUUGGCUGCGGAGGCCCUCGCCAGACACUCUUUGCGUCUUGCGGCCGUGGCUGCAUCAGAUGGUCAGCCUUUUGACCCGAGGCUUCAAGCCGAGUACGGGAGUUACUCCAACUACUUCAAGGAGGUGGUGAAGAAGGAGAACCAGACCAAGCACCAGAAGUUCUUGAACGGGAGAAAAGUUUGGAUUCAACAGCAUGGUGACACUCAAGGUCGCACCAAGCUGAAGAACAAGAAGGACCUCCUGGCUGCCACCAAAGAGCUGACGAUCGAGCGCAAGAUUGCCGGAUCUUUUGAGAAGCCAGAGAAGGCUUUUGUGACACCAGAAGGAUGGAACCCCAGCAUCCAUGGCGGCGAGUACGACAAGACCAAGGAAGUCGAGGAGGACGUUUUCGGCAAGAUCGUGAAGGGUGUGUGGGUCAACACGGGGCCCGUGGGCGUUUUCAAGUUCAAAGAGUUUGACCAAAAGGCCAUUCGUGAAACCGACACGGAGCAUAGCGCAGAGGACCAGCUCUUUGCGGAGGAAGCCUUUGAACGCAAGAAGAAAGCAGCUUUUGACGUGGUUGAGACUGCUUCCAAAGCCAGGGACAACGUGGCUGUUAAGGGCAAGGAGAUGUCCAUGGCCAGCCUUUUGCAGAGCAUCCAGGCAUCAUCCGGUGCGGGCUCAUCCAGCGACCCGAAGCGUGGUGGAGGCUCCAGCGACGGUGAGGACUCAGCUCCGGGUGCCGGCAACGACGGUGCUGUUGAGAGUUCCUCUGAGGAGGAGGAGGCCGGACCUUCUGCCGCACACAAGAUGUUCGGCAAGGUGUCGUCGGCCAAAGCCAAGGCCACUCCAGCUGCAGCUUCAGGCCAGGACAAAAGCUCUGAACCCAGCAAGAGCAACAAGAAGGCUGCCACAGCGGCUGCAGGCAAGGCCAAGCCCAAGGCCCAGGAGGCUAGGAAAGCCGCGACAGUCAACACAACACCCAGGGCAAAGCCCGGGUCGGCAAAGCAAGAGGGCAAGGGGAGUGUGGGACCCAUGUUUUCGUUAGGUUCAGAGAAGGCUUCCGAUCCUGUGACCUCGCCGGCAAAGGCAGGCGACAUGCUCUUGGUUGACGGUCGGGCCAAGCGCGCGUACAACUCCAUGACGGAGAAGGCUGACGAGGGUAGCGGGAUGUUGGAGAAGAUGGACCUUUCCGAUGCCGUGCCAGCUGCGCACGAGCGGGCGGAAUGGAAGGCCUCCUUGGCCAAACGAGCUGCCCAGUGCAAGCUGAUCGUCCGGCAAUGCAAGGACCAUUUGCGCCGCAUGGACAAGAGUGCAAACAAAGAGUCUUUCAGUGAGCCACUGCAGCGACUCGAGCUUGUUUCGACAACCGCGCAGACCUUUGACGCCUUGCUCAGCGUUGCUGGUGGAGAUCCGCCAGAGGCUGAGAAGAUGGUUGAGGCCUAUGAGAAUGCCUUUGAGGCUUGUCAGAACUUGUUGUUCAAGCCAGCAAAGGCCUUGGGCCCAGUCUUCAGCUUGAAGUAUAUUUUGGCAAAGGGCAAUUUGGCAUGCCUGUACCAAGAGUAUGACCAGUUCUGCUCAAUGUUGUUGUGGAAGCGCGACAAGUUGGACCAGAUGGAGAGCCUGUCGAAGGCCUUGGGCCGGGACAAACUGCAGCAGCACAUCACUGCAGAGUGUGAGAACCGUCUGACUAUGCUUAUGCGGUUGGCCUCGCCACAAGACCUGCGGGCCUUCGGCUCAAGCAAGCUCGAAGGUUCGCUGCUGGAUGCGUCUACCCUCUGCGAGUCCAUGCUGACAGCUGGGACCAAGGAAGGCGACAACUUUAUCCUCGCGGAGCUCUCUGCUGAUGUCCAGAUGACCCAUGCCAUUCUCACGUUAGGCAGCAAAGACUUGAGCCUUCUCAGCACGGCUGUUGCAAAACUGCAGGAAGUGCAAGCCGCCCUGGAGACCAAGGAGGAUGCGGCAGACGGAGAAGAUCUCGAGACUGAGGUGUCAGCCCUCCCCCGCUUCUUUGCGCAACACAACAUCGGCAAGGCCCUUCUCGAUAUGGCUUGUGGCCGGGUCCUCGCCAGUGCAAAGGAGAAAGAGGCCCAGGCAGCUCUCAAGGAGUUUGAGAAGGCUACUUCCGACAUGAAGGCCUGCCGCCCACAUCAGAAAUUUCUGGAAGAGUUCUUGCAGCCGGCCCUGGCCAAGUACCAGGAGGUCCAGAAGCUGUGUCAGGAACUGAAGAAGAAAGGCGAUCAGAAGUUCUUGACCCAGAGGAAUCUGUUGGAAGUUGGUGAGCAGUUGCAGAAGGAGCUGGACGAAGCCACGGAAGAGUUCAUCAGCGUCGUCGAGAAAGCCAGCAUCGUCUACCUGAGAGCCGAGUCAUUGCUUUGCGAGGGCUUGGAGAACGACGGCAAGACUGCGGGCUCUGAGGGAAACAUGUCGAUGAUCAACUUGGAUGAGCUUUGGCCCUCGUUGCACAACACAAGCUUCAUCGAUCAUGCUUCUUGGAAAACUUGUCCGGGAAAGUCUGCGUUCUUGCAGCGCUACAAGAUGUUCACGACAGCAUUAUGUGAAAUGGGCGAGUACCUCUUUCGCCAGCUCCCUUCUUUCCAGCACCUGCCGCAGGAGCAACCGUCGCCUGCAAAAAUGCGGCUCUGGUCGAACCAGUUGCCGGAACGGUUGGAGGAAUGGGUCGAAAGCACAGAUCUGCGCGCAAGGGUGCAGAAGACGUGUUUCCAGCGAUGCGCCGACCGGCUGAAAACUCUUUUCGCCGCAGGGUUCGCAGCAGUUGGCCAAGUGGUGGCUGAGGUCGUUUUGUCCACCGCCAAGAAGGAGGAUGCGGAUGUCAAGCUGUGCACGAAGGCUUUGCUCGACAUGAGUUCGAAGUUACAGGAGGCAAUGGCCAAGAGCAAAAGUGACAGCACAAUCGCCAACGACUUGGAGAUCUCCCAGCUCACCACAGUGGACCAGUGGUUGCUCGGCGUCGUUGAAGAUCUUCUGAAGCGGCAGAAGGAUGCCUUGGCCCAGGGCUUUGCCCGGGUGUCAACCGUCGAAGCUGAAAUUGAGGCUUCGCUUGGCAAAGUGCCUGGCUUCACUGACGAGGUUGCCUUUCGGGACGCUGGUGUGAAGGUGGUGAGCAAGCUCGCAGCCGCUGCGGCAAAGUUGGAGAGCAACCUCGGCAGUCUCAGUGACAGCAUGGAGAGCGUGGACAUUCUGUCAUCGCUGCGCUUUUCAGACAAAGGCCCAGAUGAGGAUUUAUGCAAAAGCUGCGAUGUCAAGUCCAAGACGGACGAGUUGGAUGCAGCCAACAAGAAAGCUACAAGGGCGGCUUGUGUUGUGGCCUUGGUUGCCAGUGUGUGUUUGCUGCGAGGCCCGGAGCUUGCGGAAUCGAGCCCGAAUGCUUCAGUCUUCACUCAGCUCCUCGAUGUCCACACAACUUUGAAGACAAAGGUCAGCAAGCUCUCGGAAGACAAGAAAGACACAGAUGCAAGGGUUGCUGCAAGGGACGCUGAUCUUGAAGCCUUUGCUGAGAAGAUCCUUCAGGAGUGCAGCACCGUCUUGGCGCAGCAGAAGGACCCAAAGAAAAAAAGGAAGGCCUCGGUGCCGGGUGAGGAGUUGGCUGAGAGUGAGCCAAGCAAGAAGACCGAGAAGAGCGUGGCGAAGGCCAAGGCCAAGACGAAGCAGAAGCCCCAGAAGGAGGCGGAGGAGGAGGAGGAGGAGGAGGCGCCCAAGCCGAAGAAGGACAACAAGAAGGGCAAAGGCAAAGGCACGGAGAAGGAAGAGAAGGCAGCGUCGGGCAAGCAGGAGAAAGGCAAGGCGGCCGCGCAGACCAAAAGGUCCGCGUCCGCAGAGGGCCAGGCGGAUGAUGCGAAAAGGCGCCAGACGAACUUCCUGGAUAAAAUGCAAAAGAAUCAAAAGAAGUAG